UUUGUUUUUCCUUAAAAUGAUUUUUUUCUUGCAUUGGUCUAGAAUUUCUGAGUUUUUAUAUGUGUAUUUUAACUUCUUUAGUGUGAAUUCUUCAGUUUGUCUAUUUUGCACUAGACCUGCUCGACGAAAUGCCCGAGAGAAACAAAUUAAGUGAAACUAUAUGAUUUCAUGUUUUUUGUUUUUGUUAUUUUUGUUUAAAUAAUUCUUUGUUGCAUUGAUUUCAGGUUGCCUAUGUAUAUAUAGAAUUUUUUUAGUAUAAAUUAGUAAUUUUGUUUUGCAGUAGAGAUACUUGAUGAAAUGCCUGAGAGAAAGGAAAAUUUCAUUAAGCUUUGGUGAUGGCGAGCGAUGAGGAGGUGAAGAAGGGCCAGAUUGUAGAGGCGCGGGCGAGGAACAUUAGCCACAAUGUUCGUUGCACUGAGUGUGGGAGCCAAUCGAUUGAGGAUUCCCAGGCUGAUGUUGCUAUUCUUCUCCGCAAGCUGAUUCGAGAUGAAAUCAGAGCUGGUAAAAGCGAUAAAGAAAUCUACAAAAAACUAGAGGAAGAUUUCGGCGAGACAGUACUUUAUGCCCCUCAUUUCGAUCUCCAAACAGCAGCCUUGUGGCUAUCACCAGUCAUAGUUGCGGGAGCGGCCGCUGGGGUGUGGGCAUAUCAGAGGCAUAGGCAAAAGACAAACGUGCACAUCCUGGCUCUCAACCUUGUAAGAGGAGUUCCGUUGACUCCAAAAGAGAAGCAAACAAUGCUCGAACUCCUCACGCCACCACCCACCCCCGGGAAUAAGUGGUGGUGGAGGCAAUGAUCUCUUCGUCGGCUUUCUCUUAAUCAUGUGUUUUUUUGUGUGUGUUUGAGUUCAGUCUUAGAUUGAUUUUGUGAGUAGGCAACUGUGAAGAAUGUUUUGUUAGUCUGUCUGCUAAUUUGUGAGCUUGAAUUAUAGCUUAUGCCAUCAGUGAAUAACAGCUUAGGCCAAUGACCAAAUGUUGAAUCGGGGUUUAUAAACAAGUAAAGUGAAUUAUAACUAAUGCCAACGAUCAAGUGGUCUAUUGGUAUUUGAGAAUGACAU
Dioscorea cayenensis subsp. rotundata (Guinea yam) is the source of this 1055-nucleotide messenger RNA. RefSeq names its product cytochrome c-type biogenesis CcmH-like mitochondrial protein. The record is from RefSeq and is a predicted model, not a curated record. The transcript has 4 exons. NCBI's taxonomy places the organism in Eukaryota, Viridiplantae, Streptophyta, Magnoliopsida, Dioscoreales, Dioscoreaceae. Bases 336 to 794 code for a protein of 152 amino acids.